GCUAAGGAGCACACUGUGACACGAGCAUAUCCAAUUAUCCACAGGAAAUUUGGACCAUUUUCCUGAAACCGGCCAGUACGCCAAGUACCCAUUGACAAACAAAACAAUAUGCAGUAUGCAACUAACAAAUCCAUCAACCCAAGCAGCAGCGUCAGCCACAGAAAAUCCACAUCCCAUUUCCCUUAAGACGCCACGCCUAUAUAAUCCGCGCCUUCCCACGCCACGAUGCAUCCAUCGUCCCCAUCGAUCGAUCGAUCGCUUCCGCUUCGCUCAAUCCGCUACGUUGAUAGCUAACUAGAGGCGCAGCAAUGGCGGUGGCGGCAGACGAGGUGACACCGGAGGAGCAGGAGGAGGAAGUGAUCAUCGUGGGGGCCGGGCAGUCGGGGCUGGCGGCGGCGGCGUGCCUGUCGCGGCGCGGGGUCGGGAGCCUCGUCCUGGAGCGCGACGACUGCGUGGCGUCGCUGUGGUGGCGCCGUGCCUACGACCGCCUCCACCUCCACAUCCCCAAGCGCUUCUGCGCGCUGCCGCACGCGCCGCACGCCGGCGACGCCCCCAACUACCUCCCGCGCGACGACUACGCCCGCUACCUCGAGGCCUACGCGGCGCGCUUCGGCGUCCGGUCCCGCCUCCGCCGCGAGGUCCGCGCGGCGAGGUUCGACGCGGCGAGGGGCAGGUGGCUCGUCGACGCCGUAGACCUCGCCACGGGGAGGCCGGAGCGGUACGUGGCGAGGUACCUGGUCGCCGCCGCCGGGGAGAACGCCGAGAAGGUGGUGCCCGAGGUGCCCGGCAUGGACACCUUCCCCGGGAAGGCGAUGCACUCCGUCGACUACCGGUCGGCGGAGGGGUUCAAGGGGAAGUCCGUGCUCGUCGUCGGCUCCGGGAACUCCGGCAUGGAGAUCGCCUACGACCUCGCCGUCGGCGGCGCCGCCACCUCCAUCGUCGUCCGCAGCGAGGUGCACGUGGUGAGCAGGGAGAUCUGGAGCGCCGGGAUGACGCUGAUGAGGUACCUGCCGCUGUGGGCGCUCGACAAGAUGGUGCUGCUCUUGUGCGCUGUCGUCUUCGGCGACACCGCCCGUUACGGCCUCCGGCGGCCGGCCAUUGGCCCCUUCACCAUGAAAAUGACCACCCCGGCGUACCCCGUCUACGACGUCGGCACCUUCGCCAAGAUCAAGUCCGGCGAGAUCCGCGUCCUGCCGACCGGCCUCAAGGGAGUCCACGGCAGCGACGUCGAGUUCCUCGACGGCCAGCGCCACACCUUCGACGCCAUCAUCUUCGCCACCGGCUAUCGGAGCACCACCCACGAGUGGCUCAAGAGUGAGGACGGGCUGAUCGGCGACGACGGGCUGGCGCGGCGGAGGCCGCCGAAUCACUGGAAGGGGGAGAACGGGCUGUACUGCGCGGGGAUGGUGAGGCUGGGCAUCUACGGCAGCGCCGGCGACGCGGAGCUCAUCGCCGACGACAUCGCGGAGCAGAGGCACCGCCGGAUCGGAGCAGCAAUUAAACCCGCUGCCCACAACGGCCACGCCGGCAACGGAGGAUCCGCCUGAAGCCUACCCAUCCCGUACAGGCAAUAAAGGAAUAGGAAGCAAUCAAAGCCGCUGAUCGAUGCUGAAAAUCUUGAUCAUGUGUGGCUAUAUGCGGUUUUGUUUUUGGGUUUAUAUAUGGGAUGAAUUAAACGAAAUAAUUAAGAUAUUCAUAACUUGGCCUUAAAAAAUGGUCUGUAUAAUAAUACUAAUACUAAGAGCAAGGCUAAUAAUAUAGCUCACAAGCUGGCUAUAAAACUAUUUACGGUCUUCUCACAGCCCACUUAUAUAUAUUAGCCAGUUCUUUAUCAUUAAUACAUGACUCACAUAUAUCUCACAUAGUUUUUUGUUUCUUAUGCUUGAGCUAGCUAUAAUCUUACAACCCGUUUCUUCUCUCUCUCCUCCACAUCAGGAUAUAGCUGGCCGUAGAUAAUAACUAGAUAAUACCCUGUGGCCGUAGAGUUUAUUAGAUUUAUCAUCGUAGCAAUUGAAGUUUAAAACUACCGUGUGAAAAUGGGCAUAAUUGUGUAUACUAUUAUUAUGUAUGUGAUAAUGCCGCUUGUUGUUUUUUUUUCAAAGCAUCAUUUCAUGGCAAAAUGAAUAUAUAUUACUC
Oryza brachyantha (malo sina) is the source of this 2136-nucleotide messenger RNA. Its product is annotated as probable indole-3-pyruvate monooxygenase YUCCA10. Gene Ontology annotation, molecular function: flavin adenine dinucleotide binding; N,N-dimethylaniline monooxygenase activity; NADP binding. The transcript is spliced from 2 exons. The record is from RefSeq and is a predicted model, not a curated record. NCBI's taxonomy places the organism in Eukaryota, Viridiplantae, Streptophyta, Magnoliopsida, Poales, Poaceae. The coding region runs from base 309 to 1547 and encodes 412 amino acids.